Molecule: messenger RNA, 696 nt
Organism: Lactuca saligna
Lineage: Eukaryota; Viridiplantae; Streptophyta; Magnoliopsida; Asterales; Asteraceae
Source: the annotation of a GenBank genome assembly
AUGUCUAACGCCGAAAUCACCUACUUGGACAACAUUGGAGUGGUAACACACGAUACCAAAUUUAAAGUCAAAAUCUUCAGCACGUGGAAUUUUGUACCAAAAGGAAAGAAAGAAGUUAUGUCCAUUGAAUUAAUCGUUAUGGAUGAACAGGGCAAAAAGAUACAAGCACAUGUUUUCAGUGGUAUUGUUGGAGUAAAAUCUUAUUGGGACGCUUCUAAUUUGUUUGUUAAUGUUGAUAUUCUAGAGAUAAACAAUUAUAGAAAAAGGUUUCUGAUCCCUAUCAAUGUUCAGGAUGGUACAGGGACGAUUUCAUUGAUGCUUUUCGAUAAAGAUGCAAGUAAAAUGUUGGAAGCAAAUGCAGAUGAUUUGGUCAAAGUAGUUAUAGAGGCUGGUGAAUCUCAAUUGUUUAAUCAACAAACUGAUGUUGCUGAUUCAGAUGAGAUAAAACUUGUGAAGGAUUGUGCUUCUCAUACGGGAGAUAAUGUAACUCCUUCGAAUUUCAAAAAAUCAACCGUGACCAGUCCGAUUAAACUUUUUAACAAAACCAUUGAUCUAAAGCGGAAUUUGCAUGAAAUGUAUGAUUUUGAUUCCCCCGAUUUUGAAUCAGCAACAAAGUCAAGACGUGUAUCAAGUGGUCAAAGUACUCCUCUUUUUGUCCCAAAAAAAAAGAGAAGUAAAUUGUGGUUUGGUUUUUAA